GGAGACGCCAGCACCAUGUUGAAGAAAAGAAUGUCUUCCAGCGACUUGGUUUUCAGGUUCGAGGUCCCUGUGAGCCCCAGGACAGCCAGGACGGCUCCAAGCAGCCCCAGGGAACCUCGAAGCCCCACUGACAGCCCCAACUCCGUGUUUCUCAGCUCCGAGGCUGAAAAUGGCAUGGAGGAGAAGAAGAGGAUGUGCAGGUCCCCCACGGCCCAGUCCCCCACCCUGUCCAGUGAGGCCGAGUCUCCAGACCAGAGGAAAACCAUUGGCCUACGGUCAAAGCCCAGUUUUGAUGGUGCUUCUUUAGCAAGUGAGAAGAAUGACUGUAAGACAGAGGGCAAGAAUGACUCCAAGACUGAAAGGAAGAAGUCAUCCUCCUCCAGCCAGUACAAAGCAAACAUGCACUUCCACAAGCUGUUUCUUGAUGUCCCCACUGAGGAACCACUGAGGCAAAGUUAUACAUGUGCUCUACAGAAAGAAAUAUUGUAUCAAGGAAAGCUCUUUGUAUCAGAAAAUUGGAUUUGUUUUCAUUCCAAGGUCUUUGGGAAAGACACUAAGAUCACCAUUCCGACUUUCUCCGUCACCCUCCUCAAGAAAACCAAAACUGCCCUGCUGGUGCCAAACGCCCUCAUCAUUGCCACAGUCACGGACAGGUACAUUUUUGUCUCCCUACUCUCCAGAGAUUCCACCUAUAAACUUAUAAAAUCCGUGUGUAGAAACUUAGAGAAUACAAGCGUUGGUAACAGUCCUAAUCCAUCUUCUCUUGAGAACAGUUUCCGGGCAGACCGCCCUUCAUCUUUGCCUCUGGAUUUCAACGAUGAAUUCUCAGAUCUGGAUGGAGUAGUUCGGCAAAGAAGGAAGCACAUGGAAGGCUACAGCAGUUCUGGUUCUCAGACUCCCGAAUCUGAGAACUCUCGAGAUUUUCUUGUGACUGGAUCUCAGACAUCUUUGAAUGUCUCCAAAGGAGAAAGCAAGCCAGCACGGGUAGAUGCCCAUGUGAACAGAGUACCUGAAGGCAAAGCUAAGAGUCUCCCGGCACAUGGUCAACCAGAAGCUAAUGGGAUCUUACACAAUGUAAAGCCUCAGAAAUGUCUGAAUCUCCACCACAUUCUUGUAUUCUACGCAAUUGUUGUCUGUGUACUAAUCAUCUCGACCUUCUACAUGAGAUACAGAAUUAAUACUCUGGAGGACCAGCUGGGAUCACUCACCACUACUGUGGACACUCAUCCUACGGAAUCUAUGGCAGCAUCCGGUCUGAGGUCACAAGUUCAGUUAAAUGUGGAGGUCCUCUGCCAAGAACUUACAACUAACAUAAUGAAAUUAGAAAAGAUACAAAACAACUUACAAAAGCUGCUUGAGAAUGGUGACUGACCAAUCCGAAGACCUGGGCCACCCAAAUAAAUACGUUGGGCUUCCCUUAGAAGACGAUGUUCCCCACAGGGUAUGACAAAGUGCUCCCUGCUGGCGGAGGAGCAAGUGAGCAAGCGAACAGGAGAGCAUGUGCUCUUGCGGGUGUCCAGUUGAACAAGGGGAUGGGGGAGCUUUGGUUCCAGUGCAAUAAAUAAAAGUUAAACUGGGCUCUCUUGGAGAA
Suncus etruscus (white-toothed pygmy shrew) is the source of this 1591-nucleotide messenger RNA. It is a transcript of the gene GRAMD2B, whose product is annotated as GRAM domain containing 2B. The transcript is spliced from 14 exons. The record is from RefSeq and is a predicted model, not a curated record. Lineage: Eukaryota; Metazoa; Chordata; Mammalia; Eulipotyphla; Soricidae. The coding region runs from base 16 to 1371 and encodes 451 amino acids.